UCUUUAUCUUGAAUGGAGUUUAGCUUGGUGUUUAGUCUGCGGUUGUUACACCUUGACGAGAACACUCAUGGCAGUCUUCAGUGUUGGAGGCCUUGUGCAAACAUGGGUUGUUGUUCUCGCCAUCUCAUACCCAGCUUACACACAAAAUCUUAAUCCUAAACUGGUGGUUCCCUCUGAUCCUGUGGUCACCUCCACUGGCCAUGACGUUCUCCUACCCUGUCACCUGUCUCCGGAGAAGAGCGCUGUUCCCAUGGAGAUCCGGUGGUUUAGAGAUAAAUACCUGGAGUUUGUGUUCCUGUACCAGGCUGGUAAGGAGGAACGUGGAAAGGGGUAUGAGGGCAGGGUGAGCCUGUUCCCCCAGGAGCUGCUGAGAGGCAACGUGUCCCUGCUGCUGAGAGAUGUCAAACUCAAUGAUGGAGGAGAAUAUAAGUGCCAUGUCAGCUUCAGCAGCUGGUAUGAGGAGCCCAUCGUUCGGCUAACAGUCAGGCAACCAGGGAGCAGUCCCAUGAUUGAGGUUUUCAAACACAACAGAGAUUCUGUCCAGAUGAGCUGCAGUUCCAAAGACUGGUAUCCAGAACCCUACAUGUUCUGGACAGACACCAGAGGCAGGAAGAUGGAGGCAGAGACAAAAAAGGUUAAACAGACUGGAGGAGGUGGAGUCUUCAGCAUAACCAGUUACACGAGUGUCAAUAAGUCGGAGACAGAAGGCGUGAGCUGUGUUGCAGGAGAGCGGAACCAGAAAAUCCAGUUUGAGUCUCUGCUCAAGUUCAGUGAUGAGUUCUUCAUGAGCACAGUGCCAGAUCGACUGUACAUCUCUGCUGUUAUCAUACCUCUUGCUGUGGGGCUGCUUUGUGUGAUUGUGGCCAUGUUAAUGGUGAACAACCAGAAGAAAGUUCGCCAGGAAAAACUUAAAGACUUUGACAAUGUCGUAGGACAGUUGAAGCAGUUGCGAGAAGAGCACAGCACACAGAAGAAGAUAAAUGAAGCUGUUAAAUUCAUCCCAGACUCAGUGUGGCGCUACAUCACAAAAUGUGCAGAUAAUGUGACUCUGGACCCAGACACAGCACACCCCAAACUCAGGGUCGAUGAAGAUGGGAAAUCUGUCUCAGGUGUGAACAAGAAUCUACCUGUUGAACCCAACAAGAAGAGGUUUGAAGACAAUCUAUGUGUCCUGGCUAAGGAGGGAUUCAUCUCUGGGAAACAUUACUGGCAGGUUGAGGUGCGAGACAAGACUGCCUGGUACAUCGGAGUUGGCAAAGAGGACAAGGACACGAAGGAAGUUUUCACCCCUGAGGAAGGAUACUGGAUUUUACUUUAUUCAUCACCUGACAAGUUCUGUGCUACCACUGCUCCAGAAACACACCUCCCUGUAGCCCUGACACCUCAGAAAGUGGGAGUGUUUGUGGACUAUGAGAGGGGUCACGUUUCCUUCUACAAUGUAGACGAGAGAAGUCAUAUCUACACUUUCAAUGGCAUAUUUCAGGAAAAGCUCUUUCCAUUCUUUGGAACACGUUUAACAUGUAAACACCCACUCGUAAUAUCUCCUGUGGAGUAAAUAAACACUCCAGGAUUGAGUGUGGUUUGUAUCAGGUAAUAUUCAGUAAUACCUGUUAUAGUACCAUGUUUUCUGCUUGUUUCCACAACAAAUGAGCUUAAUACUAUAGUGAAAAGAAAAAUAAAUCAAUUCAAUUCUCUGAUUUGUUGUCAAAAUAUAUGGAUACAGAUGUGAUCAGCAUAAAGUUGCAAAGAUUUUAAAUUGUAUAAAGU
Scleropages formosus (Asian bonytongue) is the source of this 1767-nucleotide messenger RNA. RefSeq names its product butyrophilin subfamily 1 member A1-like. The transcript is spliced from 10 exons. Gene Ontology annotation, biological process: T cell receptor signaling pathway; regulation of cytokine production. The record is from RefSeq and is a predicted model, not a curated record. Gene Ontology annotation, cellular component: external side of plasma membrane. Bases 68 to 1555 code for a protein of 495 amino acids. Lineage: Eukaryota; Metazoa; Chordata; Actinopteri; Osteoglossiformes; Osteoglossidae. Gene Ontology annotation, molecular function: signaling receptor binding.